AUGGGUAACUGCGUCAGCUGUUUUCGCGGCGACGCAGAGGCGCGGACAGUAAAAGCGACAGGCGCCGCCGCUUCCGCUCAACAGACCGAAACCGUCGGCGCGCACGUACUGUCCCCCGUUGCGGACCACCGCGAAUACAAAUCCGCGCCUCUCCUCCGCUCGAAGAACCCCCACCCUUCCGAAGUGGUUCCCGUCAACCCUUCCCCCUCUCCGGCGCCGCCGCCUCAGGCGGAAGAACGACCGCCGUGCCCCCCAGCCGCCUCCGUCGGAGAGUCCUGCAGCCCUAACCACGAGGUGACUUAUGAUUUGACUCAAGAUCUUGAGCCCCGCAGCCCUUACAACGAUUCAUCCGCCGCGCGGACGUCCGCCGGCCUCCCUCCGCUCCGCGAGUUCAGCUACGCGGAGCUGCGCGCGGCGACGGGGGGAUUUGCGCCCGCGCACGCCAUAGGGGAGGGGGGGUUCGGAAAGGUGUACCGCGGGCGGAUGGUUCUGCCGCAGGCUGCGGGCGACGGCGCGUCGAGGGAGCGCGAGGUGGCCGUCAAAGUGACGAAUGGCAGACAAUUCACCGAGAGAGACCUGCAGUGCUUUGAGGCUGAGGUGGCUGCCAUGACAGCACUGAAUCAUCCCAACAUUCUGAGGUUGGAGGGCGUGGCGAUGGACAUGGAGCAGAGGCCAAUUCUCGUGUAUGAGCUCAUCCCAGGAGGCAAUGUCAGAAAUCUUCUAGCACGAGUCCGCAGGAACGGAGCACGUUUUCCGUGGAAGGAUCGUGUGAAGGUGGCACUGGGGUGUGCCAAGGCGCUAGCUGCCAUUCACGAAAACAGGCUCAUUCACCGCGAUUUCAAGUCGUCAAACGUGCUUCUGCGAGAGGAUUUCACUCCGGUGUUGGCUGACUUUGGUUUGGCUCGCACCAUAGAGGACUGGAGAACGCACGUGUCAACAGCAGUGGUCGGCUCGUUAGGAUACAUUGACCCAAACUACUGGCAGACAGGCCAACUAAACCAGGAGGCUGACACAUACGCAUUCGGCGUGUUCCUUUUGGAACUGAUUUUCGGCUAUGCACCCCUCGAUCAACGGUAUCAAGAGCUGAAGAGGCUGGUCAGCCUGAGAAAUUUUAGCAACGCCGCCUCGGUUACUGACCCAACUAUAGACGAGGAGUGGGAACCGGGGCAUGUUCUUACAAUGCUGGUUCUGGCUCGCUUUGCCACUAAUACGAGCUUGAGGGCUCGGAUCAAUAUGGACCGUAUUGUCACAGAACUUACAAACAUCUGGACCGCAAUUCCGGCCGACAAUUGA
Messenger RNA from Closterium sp. Yama58-4, 1293 nucleotides. NCBI's taxonomy places the organism in Eukaryota, Viridiplantae, Streptophyta, Zygnematophyceae, Desmidiales, Closteriaceae. The record is from the annotation of a GenBank genome assembly.